CGUUGUCAUGGAAACUGAUUUAUUGAGUUUCGGCAAAGGCAGAACCCAUACGCAAGCAACACGCGCUGCAAUGACGGAACAGGUCACUUGUAGGUCCCCAGUAACUAUAUAACAGCAUGUGUGGAAUCGAUCAGAACGUAGGUAAAGGAAACAUUAGUAUCAGCGUCCAUUCCAUGAGCAUGCGUACAGGUGAGCGCGUGCUGACAGCCCACGCGGCGCACGGCAGGUGUUCGUUUGACAGUUAAAGUCGUCUGCUCGUUACUCAGUGCAGACGGCAAGUGGAACACAACAUCAUUGGAAGAUUUGUUGAACAGCUGGACUGACGGAAAAUAUGCAAGUGUCACAUCGAUGACGGUCGACUUAGCGAUGUAAUGGCGGCACGAGAGCGAAGUCGAGAGACUCCAUAUCAGGAUUUUACAAGGAUUAAAAACGCCGUGUUUAUCCGCCGAGCCGCAAGGGGACAUUUGGACCGAGAUGAUCUCUUCACCGACCCUUCCUUCCCACCGGAUUGGUCGUCCUUGACCUACGUGUAUAGCGGGGAUGACAAAUAUGAAAGAACCGUUUUCAAGAGACCCACGGAAAUAUGCGAACAACCUACAUUUAUCGGCGUUGGUGGUGUGAUUGACGAGCCGUUCCCAUGGAAACAGUGGCGACAACGAGGCUGGUUCCAGGCGGCGGUGAUUAUCAUUUCGCUCAACGUCAGGUUUCUGGACAGACUCAUCCCGGGCUAUAAAGUCUUCGAACAGAACUUCGAUUCUGAUUAUAUUGGUGCAUUCCGAUUUACCAUGUGGCGGUUUACGGAAUGGGUGGAGAUUAUUAUAGACGACCACCUGCCGAUGCUUGACCACGCCCACUUCUUCUGUAAGGUCAUCGGUGCCCCGUCCGAAUACUGGGGAGCUCUGGCGGAGAAGGCCUAUGCCAAGUGUAAGAAGACGUUCCAGGCCAUUGAGUAUGGCAACAUGCUGGACGCACUCACCGACCUGACCGGCUGCGUCUGUGAGUACUACACACCCGACGUGAACCCAGCCGACAACCUCUUCCACAUCAUGUACAAGUCCAGCAUCAAUAGGUCCAUGAUGGUGUGCUGGCGGAACGACAAGAGGCUCACUUCCACUGGCUUUGAUUUAGAGGAAAGUCAGAAAGCGGACAACGACUACGACGAACAUACGACGGAGGAACGGCAUUUCCUGCAUCUCAUCACAGCCACGACAAAGUUCCCCAGUACAGACGGACGUCUGAUCGAGAUGCUCCGACUCCGGUGCCCGUUUCCGAAGGAGCCCAAAUGGCAUGGAAAGUACUCCGAUAAUGACUUCAACUCCUGGAAUACCGUAACGGCAGAGUUCAAGGACAAGUAUCGACCAUUGUCCCGGAAGGAGGAAGAUGAAUACUGGUUAAGUAUGGACGACUUCCGGUGUAAUUUCGGAGGGCUUGUAAUAAUCAGCAGCACUGAAGCAUUCAAUUACGAAGGACUCACUGUCGAUAGAAACUAUUCUCUUGACAACGACUUUCCUUUAGGUAAAGAUCGGAAUAAGUUUUUGUUUGGCAAUCAAACCCGUCCUUUGCUCAACUUUGAAAGGACGUCCUCACCCUGUGAACAUGGAAUUAAGAUGUUUUGUGACUCCCGACCAAAUGCCGGCAAAAUGAAGCUUGUGAAAAAAUCUUCCUUUGUGAAUAACUGUAGCGUGGAUAUGGACAUAACAGGUGCCGACAGGACUGUUGUUCUUGACUGUACAAAGGAGCGGCUAAAAGCAGACGAUAAAAGAAAAAUGACAGAGAAACAUGCAAGACCAGUUCCUAAGGGGCCACCUCAAGUGAAAGAAAGAAAAGUGAGCCAGCCCCUGGAUCAGCAUGGAGUUACAUCGCCAACUGCCAGUAGCAGACGACAGUCCAAUCCCUGGAUGUGCAAGUCCCAAACCUCGGUCCCCGUAGAUGGAGACAAGAGGCAGAAGCGGGCAAGCAGUUUCUUGACUCAGAGUGAACCCUACAGCUCAUCUGAAAUCUCGCUCCACAUACGAACUACUCUCUCAGUGGAUGACAAUGGUCGGCCUCAGAGUGCCCCGUUGCCACGCAACCACUCAACUGGAUCGCUAAGUUCACUGACGCAGAUAAACUUUUUAGCAACAAAAGCCGACUUUUUCAGAGCUCAUGGAAGGUGGCGGAAUAUCUUGGAGUACAAGGACAAGUGGUCAAGAAACCGGAAAGGCCUAUCCAGGUCCAGCAUCGAAGCUCACUCCAAAAGUCCUCGGAUCCUGUUCCACGUGUCACGCGCAGAUGUAUCAGAUGACAUCAUAUCACCCAGCAUGCAAAGCAAACGUCACGUGCUCAUAUCAGUCCUCCAAGAUUAUCGUCAUGGUCCCUCCACUGCUAACAGUCUCCUAGUACCAGUUGGCUUUUGUAUUUACAAGACCAAGAAUCCCGAUCGAGAUGAAAAACGACACAUUUCAAAACUUCAGCUAAUAGGAGAGGUUGAAGGAAAACCGGAAAUGCGGGAAGUGAAUGCACGCUUUGACCUCGAACCCGGAAGUUAUUUCAUCGUUCCCUAUUACGUUACACAGGUGCACGAGGGAGAAUACCUGAUCCGUAUAUUGACAGAGGGAGACCCCCCAAGCGGCAAAGCGGCGUGUAUAAUAUCGUGAAGACAAGAUGAGUUGAUAUCCGCGUGCUUUAAGUACAGAUAUCUGCAACAACUUCGAAGACGUCGUUCAGGAUGAGCGUUGUUGCAACUGCACCAAUCGCAUGAAGUUAUGUAUAUACGAUAACACAACAGAGAGCAACUGAUGCUGGCAAUGGAGUUGAGAUAUGUUUCUGAAUGACAACAGUAUGGUAUUCAUGACCACGACUGGCAGAAUCCAACAGAAAACAUGACACUGUGACACGCCAUUGUAAGCAACUCAUUCCAGCAGCACAAAUAUUGAAGCGCACAUAAAAUAUGGCAGUGCCUUACACUUGGGUGGGCUCAGUGAAGCAUCAGGUAAUUCAUGCCAUGUGUUUGUAAGAUGGGACGUUACAGUCAGAUCACAGCUACAUUUGAUCGUAAGAUUGGACACUUACAGUGAGAUCAAUCUUAUCUGCGUACAACCACAAUGAGAUCGUCCGUUGCCCGUGUUUGGAAGGCCUGUGUUUACCAGUCACCCGUACUUCUCCCCAAAGGCGACCGACAAAUACCGCCAAAGACUUUGCAGAGAAAGAAACAGAGACUUUAUAUCAUUUACAUACCUUUUAAUAUAACCCGAAUACACAGAAUCAACGUUUUAUGUCAUAAUUUACAAUUCAUUGAAUCACAAUUACAUUGACACAUUAUGUAACAAGUUUGCUGUUUUAUUACCGCAUUCGCCUAUGUGUUUGUUUCCGUCCGCACUACCAGGAAUGAUGCCCACAGAGACACUCCAACACAGUGCGCUUCACCGUGCUUUAUAAUAUAUACCACUUGUACCCGCAGGUCCGACCUAGCGCACAUAGUGCCAUCUGUCAUUGAUAUGUUAAUGUAAUAAACUGUUAACACAACAUGA
This is a messenger RNA of Haliotis rubra (blacklip abalone), 3509 nucleotides long. Its product is annotated as calpain-3-like. Gene Ontology annotation, cellular component: cytoplasm. The transcript has 11 exons. The coding region runs from base 372 to 2636 and encodes 754 amino acids. NCBI's taxonomy places the organism in Eukaryota, Metazoa, Mollusca, Gastropoda, Lepetellida, Haliotidae. Gene Ontology annotation, molecular function: calcium-dependent cysteine-type endopeptidase activity. Gene Ontology annotation, biological process: proteolysis. The record is from RefSeq and is a predicted model, not a curated record.